GGAAAGUGCUUCUUCUCUUUCUGUUCUUUAAUUUUUGUUAUUAUUAUUAUUAUUUUCUUGGGGAGUGGCUCUGCCUUCGUUUCUCCUUCUCCAGCUCACCCGUUUAGAUCGGAUCUAUUUGUUGCCACCACUUUUCUUCGUUGAUUUCACCUGCCGCCACUUGGCCUUCCUCUCAUCAGCCCCAGUGAGAAUUUCCCAUUUUUUCCUCACAGUUUCUUACAAUUUUUCUAUGGGAAAACAGAGAGAAACGGCAGGAAAGUUUUUGACCCUUUGAGCUCAUUCAUGGCUUAAAUUUGUUUACCGUGGUUUUUUGCUUCUGGUUUUGUUUUAAUGGGCAAUGUAACGUCGAGUGUUGCUGCGAAAUUUGCAUUUUUCCCUCCAGACCCGCCGACGUACGAUGUUUGCAGGGAACAGGAUGGGAGGCUUGUGUUUUCGGGAGUCACGGCUGACAAGAACAUGGACGUUCAUUUGCUUGACACCAAGGGUGGGAACAAGAUUGUUGCAACGUUUUGGAGACACCCUUUUGCCCGAUUCACCCUUCUGUAUUCUCAUGGAAACGCUGCCGAUUUGGGUCAGAUGCAGGAGCUUUUCAUUGAGCUCAGAGCACACCUGCGUGUUAACAUCAUGAGCUAUGAUUAUUCAGGAUAUGGAGGUUCUUCUGGUAGGCCAUCUGAGUUGAACACAUACUACGACAUAGAGGCUGUUUACGAUUGUUUGAAGAGCGAACAUGGAAUUAAGGAGGAGGAUCUUAUUUUAUAUGGCCAAUCUGUUGGGAGUGGACCCACAUUACACUUGGGUUCACGUUUACAGAAGUUGAGAGGUGUUGUGCUUCAUAGUGCAAUCCUCUCAGGCAUACGAGUCUUGUAUCCCGUCAAGAUGACCUUCUGGUUUGACAUUUUCAAAAAUAUAGACAAAAUACGGCAUGUCAGCUGCCCAGUUCUAGUUAUCCAUGGAACAAAUGACGACAUAGUUGAUUGGUCUCACGGAAAGCGCUUGUGGGAACUUUCCAAGGAAAAAUACGAUCCCUUAUGGGUCAAGGGUGGGGGGCAUUGCAAUCUUGAAACUUAUCCUGAAUACAUCAGGCACUUGAGAAAAUUCAUUAAUGCAAUGGAGAAAAUCUCAAUUACAAAACAGACAAAAACCCUUGCUCACAACUCAAGUAUGACGGAAGCCAAACACAACAAAUGCUUGAGAUUUGGAAGAAGAUAACUGGUUCUUUCUUAUCACUUGAGAAGUAGUGAUCUGAAUGAGCUAAUUACUCUGCAAGUGGAGACCUGUCUGAACUGAAAGGUAUGCUUGCUUCAUGGACCCUGUGCGUGGCAGCCAAGCUUCUUUGGCUCAGCCAGCCAGUGGGUACAAUACAUCUCUCAAAAUCAUGAAGUCAUAGGAAUCAUAUUUAGUCAUUUUGAUCCAGAUCCUGUUCAGGUUAACCAUUUUUGAUGUAGGAGCUCCUGCUGCUACCCUUACCAUUCACCGAGCAAAUGUUCUUUUAUCAGAGAAUCUGCAGUUACUUGCUUCUGGUCUCAAUUCCAUGUAUAAUCAACAAUGUUGAGUUCUGUGUAAAGAUGACCAUUCCAUAAGAAAAAAGGUAUAUAAUGGGUUAUUUUCUUUGUGAAAAUUCUUAUUCCAAUACAUAUAUAUUUGGGUUUUCCUUGCAAACAAUUGUUUCUCUUUAAAACAGAAUAUUAAAAUUUUCUUAAUUAUCAGGAUGCCCUCAAAGCCUUUGUUCUUUAA
Malania oleifera is the source of this 1734-nucleotide messenger RNA. RefSeq lists its product as uncharacterized. The transcript has 5 exons. NCBI's taxonomy places the organism in Eukaryota, Viridiplantae, Streptophyta, Magnoliopsida, Santalales, Ximeniaceae. The record is from RefSeq and is a predicted model, not a curated record. Bases 331 to 1209 code for a protein of 292 amino acids.